AUGUCAGCUACAGUUUCCUCUACAUGUUCUUCCUCUCUAUAUUCUGGAAGCUUAAGUCGUCGUUAUAAACGUUAUGAAACAAAUAAUGCUUUGUCAGAAUCAACACAUUCAGCAACAACUACUUCUUUGUUUGAAUCUAAUUUACUUCGACGUUCGGGAUCGAGAACCUCUUCAAUGGGAAAUUUGUCUUCUUCUGUUUCUUCAACCUCUUCUUCUCUACGUAGGGCAGCGGUUGCUAAUUCUGCUGCAAUGAUGAUGGGUAUUUGUCCUCUCUGA
Molecule: messenger RNA, 276 nt
Organism: Meloidogyne enterolobii
Lineage: Eukaryota; Metazoa; Nematoda; Chromadorea; Rhabditida; Meloidogynidae
Source: the annotation of a GenBank genome assembly